AUGUCUAAACAACCAACUUUUUUGUUUGUAUUCCUUCCUCUUAUUUUCGCUCUUGGUAUCUCAGAAAUCGCGACUGCCGUAAAAUUUUGUGAACAUAUGAGCCAAACGUGGACUGGAAAGUGUGAUAACAACAAAUGUGAUAAAAAAUGCAUUGAAUGGGAGAAAGCAAUCCACGGAGCUUGUCACUCGCGUGAAGGGAAAUCUGGUUGCUUCUGCUACUUUGACUGUGCGAAGAAACCUCCAAAAAAUUCCGUACCAGCUCCUCCCGGAUCCAUAGCUCCUGGAGACGGUUCAAAACCACCUCCUGCUGCCGGUGGCGGUGGCGGAUCAUCACCUCCUGGUGCCGGUGGCGGUGGAUCAUCACCUCCUGGUGCCGGUACCGGUGGAUCAUCACCUCCUGCUGCCGGUGGCGGUGGUGGCGGAGCAUCACCUCCUGCUGCCGGUGGCGGUGGUGGCGGAUCAUCACCUCCUGCUGGUGGCGGAUCAUCACCUCCUGCUGCCGGUGGCGGUGGCGGUGGCGGAUCAUCACCUCCAGCUGCUGGUGGCGGGUCUCCGCCUCCUGCUGGUGGCGAUAAGCCAUGUCACCAUAUCGAAGAUUAUUUCACUUGCAUGCAGGCCUGCGGGGUCAAAAAUCUAAACCGAAAAAGAGCUACAUCCUUUAAUUAG
Lactuca virosa is the source of this 666-nucleotide messenger RNA. Lineage: Eukaryota; Viridiplantae; Streptophyta; Magnoliopsida; Asterales; Asteraceae. The record is from the annotation of a GenBank genome assembly.